GUCAUAUAUUUCUUAGUUUAUACAGGACACUAGUUCAAUUGGAAUGUUUUUUUCCUUUGUUUUCAUAAAUUAAAAAGAGUGCACGCUUCAUUGCCAAAAACACAAAAACAAAAAAAAAACAAAAAAAAAAUAAAAAAUAAAAAAAAAAUAGAGUUCACGCUAUAUAUUAAAAGAAAAAAGAAAAAAAUAAAAAAGAGAAGAGAGUACAGGCUAUCAUCACUAGCAGAGACACGAACGGAGAAAGUUUUUUUGAAUUUUUAUUUUUUUUAAAUUUUUUUCAACCAUCUAUUGGCAAUGGACUCCUCCGAAGCUCUCCACAGCAACAACGGCAGCAACAACCAUGACAACACGACCACCGCCAAUCACUACCAAAACGUCGUCGUCAUGCGCCAUGGAGACCGCCUCGACAACUUCGAUCCCCUCUGGGUUUCCAAGGCCGCCAGGCCCUGGGACCCGCCCUUGGUCGAUGAGGGCAAGAAACGGGCUUUCGCAACGGGCCAGAAGCUCCGAACCCAUCUGGGCUUCCCGAUCCACCGGGUCUUCGUUUCCCCAUUCAUCCGCUGCGUCCAGACAGCCUCCGAGGUGGUCUCCGGUCUCUCUGCUCCGCUUGACGACGAUUCCAACGGCGUAAGCUGCCGUGAAGACACCAUCGGUCCCUCCAACAUUAAGGUCUCGAUUGAGUACGGACUCUGCGAGAUGCUGAACAGGGAAGCCAUUCGUGCUGAAUCGGCACCUAAAGAUGGGGAAUUUGGUUUCAAAAUCUCAGAGCUCGAACCUAUUUUACCAUCUGGGUCUGUGGAUCACUCUGUUGAACCAGUAUACAAAGAGCCUCCCAAGUGGGGAGAGACGGUGAUAGGUGCAAGAACAAGAUAUGCUAAAAUUGUUCAGACCCUUGCAGAUAGAUACCCAACUGAAAAUUUGCUUCUUGUUACUCAUGGGGAAGGAGUUGGGGUUUCAGUAUCUGCUCACAAGGAAGGUGUCACUGUAUAUGAGGUGCAGUAUUGUGCAUUUGCGGAACUAAGAAGACCCAUCAUCAUCAACAAAGACCAAUCUUCAACUCCAGGAAACUUUGAGGUUCUCACACAAAAUGGACAAACUGGUAUCAGUUUCUGCCCCUCGGAUUCCUCUGCUGUUGCUGUCAAUCAAUAAUCAGAAUGAUUAUUCCCAUCGAUUUGUGUCCCCCUUAUUUUGUCUGCAUCUCCACAGGAAACUCCUCUAUGAUCGAAAUUCUUUGUGUGAGGGUUCCAUAGAGGAUGUGCGAGUUUAAUCAGACAUUGGCUUUUUAUUUGACUUUUAUUUGGAUUUCAUCAUUGUUGUACUGUGUACCUUCCAUGACGGGUUGUGGGAUAAAGAAAGAAAUGGCACAAAAAGCUUUUCUUUUCCUUAUCUAUUUUUCUCUUGAUAAACGAAGUGAAUAAGUGAUAAUGGAUUACUAUGUUUGGAACUUUCUUAUUAAUAAAGUCAAUGGAACUUUAUAGCA
This is a messenger RNA of Ziziphus jujuba (common jujube), 1480 nucleotides long. RefSeq lists its product as uncharacterized. The record is from RefSeq and is a predicted model, not a curated record. The transcript is spliced from 3 exons. Bases 295 to 1149 code for a protein of 284 amino acids. Lineage: Eukaryota; Viridiplantae; Streptophyta; Magnoliopsida; Rosales; Rhamnaceae.